AUGGCCGAAUCACUAUCCGACGUUGAUUUACGGUCAUAUCAGCAAGUACUUCUACACUGGAUUGAGAACAAUCCGCAGAAAAAACUCAGCUUUCUUGUCACCGGUAAGACUGGCGUUGGCAAAUCCCGCCUGGUGAAUGCUCUUGUCGGGAAAGAUGUCGCGGAGGAAGGGCGACAGCGAGAUUCUUGCACAAACACAUCAACUCCGCACAAAGUUACAAUUGAAGGUAUUGACGUGCUUGUCUGGGAUUCUCCGGGCCUUCAAGAUGGCGACGCCAAUUACCUUGAAAACCUGAAAUCCGUCAAUUCGACACAUGGCCUUGAUGUCGUCAUCUACUGCAUCAAGAUGAACGACAAUAAAUUUUAUGCCGAAGACAAGAUGGCCAUUUGCAAGCUGACAGAGGGUUUUGGAAAGGACGUUUGGAAAAAAACUGUGAUAGCCUUGACGUUCGCCAACCAAGUCCAAGACCCAGAUGCAGAGGAUCACGACAAACCGGCUAACCAAAUCUAUUUUCUGGAAGAAUUUACGGAGUGGGAAAGGCAAUUAAGAGGUGCGCCGAAUGGAAUCCUAAUUAACCUGGAUAUCGAUUCCGAAGUACUCACGGCACUUCCCAUUGUCGCGGUUGGAAAUUCUACUGGAAACCCCAAGAAGCCGAGACCGCUACCCAACGGUGAUAAAUGGCUCAGUGAGUUGUGGUUAAGUUGCUAUUCUGUAAUGAGUGAUAACGCCGGGAUAGCUCUAUACAAGAUAAGCAAGCACCGCUUAGUAUCUGCCGCAACUGCUAAAGCACUAGAAGCGGCCAACAUUGACCCGACGGACAUACCGGGCGAUAUACCUUUUACCAAGGAACAGGAAAAUGCGUUUUUCAAUAGAAUGUGGGAGUCAUUUAAGCGUGUUGCUCCAACGGCUCUCACCGCUACUGGCGUUGUUGCAAUUGCAGUUAUCGCUACGCUAUUUAAAAAGUAA
Molecule: messenger RNA, 966 nt
Organism: Porites evermanni
Lineage: Eukaryota; Metazoa; Cnidaria; Anthozoa; Scleractinia; Poritidae
Source: the annotation of a GenBank genome assembly